This is a messenger RNA of Toxoplasma gondii ME49, 2415 nucleotides long. RefSeq lists its product as hypothetical. The transcript has 7 exons. NCBI's taxonomy places the organism in Eukaryota, Apicomplexa, Conoidasida, Eucoccidiorida, Sarcocystidae. The record is from RefSeq and is a predicted model, not a curated record. The coding region runs from base 1 to 2415 and encodes 804 amino acids.
AUGGAUUUCGGCGCUUCUUCGCCGCGUUCCACUUUCUCUUCUUCGACGGACGCUUCUCCCGAGCGACUGUCUCUGCCGCCUUUCUACAUCUUUUCUUUCCUCUCCCCCUUCGCUGCUUCUGCCUCUCUGCCUUCUCUCACAUCACCUCUCGGCGCCAGCGCAGUUCUCGCUGGAAAGGAAGUCGUCGACUGGAGCACUUGCCCCAUUUGCCUGCAGGUUCUCUGCCGCCCAGUCUGCGGUCCGUGCCAGCACGUCGCAUGCGGCGGCUGCUUCGUCGGAUCUCUCCAGUGGCGACAGAAAUGUCCCGUUUGCAACAGAGCGAUGAAAGCCAGCGACCUGGAAUGCAUGCGGUCUCCUGACGCUUCGAACGGUCGCUCUGAGGCAACCUCUCGCGAGGAGCAGUCUUCUUCAUCUUCUCAGCCCCCCUCUUCUUUGUCUGCUCCUGAUCCCUCUUCUUCUCUCGCCUCUCCCUCUCGCCGGCCUUCCGAUCGCUCGGCUCCGCCGUUAGCCGGUGCCGCGGAUGUCGGACCGCCUCCGACCGCCACGGCUGCUGUUUGUGCUCAACCGCCUCGGCAGGGAAGUCUGGGGACGAACCCCGCGGCCGCGACGACUGCGGCUGCAGCUGCGGCGGCUGUGUCGGCUGCGGCCGCUGCGACGGUCACGGCGACUCUCGCUGGAGGGACAGACGCGGCUGUCAAUGCAGCAGGAGAUGUGAAGGACGGGGUGUCCGCUGCAGCCGCAGUCAUUAGCGCAGUUCUGUCAUCUGACGAACUCGAAGCCGGAGAAGAGGAAGUCCCCCGAGAAGCGAGAGCAGCGAGAGCAGCGACAGCGAGGUUGGCUGGCACGCAAGGCGAAGGAGGAGAGAGAGAGGAUCCACAGAGUGCGGCGUUCGGAGGCGACGGAACAGAUGAAAACGCGAUGAUUGCUCGAGUUCAGAAGCUUUUGGAGGAAGAGAGGCGCCGGGAGCUGGCGAAGAAGACAGAGGAGACACGGGGACAGGGCAAUGGAGACAGGGCCUCAGAGACAGAACCACCGGGUUUAGAAAGCCGCGAAGAGCAAAUCAUACGAAUGUGUGAUUCCUAUUACGAACGCGUCCUCGCUGCACGAGACGGACGCAAAAGUGAAGUUUCUUCUUCAUUUUCUUCUUCUGCUCUUGGGUCGUCUUUCGCCUCUGCUGUCAGUGUCACGUCGACCCUGUACUGGCGACUGCUUCUGCGCUGCGACCUAUGUGGAGAAGUUGUGGCGAUGCACAGAUACGACGCGCACCGCCGCUCUUCGUGUGCAUAUCGCCGCUGUCGAUUCUUUCCAUUCGGAUGCGAAUUCGUCGCCAAAGUCGAGGGCUCCGUCGCUCCCUUGGUCGCCACCUCUUCUCUCCCCGUUUCGGCUAUUGCCGCGCCCUCUUCUCUGUUUGCCUCCGCGGUCGCCCCCGCCUCAACUGCCUCUUCUGAGCCUCCGUCGCGAAACGCUCUCCAGCUGCGAGUCCAUGAGCACCGGUGUCCGUAUCGUUUAGUGAAAUGCCCCUGCUGCUGGAAGUACAGCACGGAGCGCAGCAGCUCGGUCCUCGUGCCUCUCACCCAACUGGCCAAGUUGCAGGCCUCGCGCGCCCCGGUGCCGCCGCGGCAGCCGAGCGGGCCUUCGUCGCCAUUCGACAGCCACGAACGAGGCGACUCGGAGGAGCCUCGUCUGGCGAGUCAGGGAAGUCAAAAGAAAGAAGAGGAAACAAGGGAAGAAGGCGCGAGAGAAGAAGAAGCACGGGAAGUCAGCGGUAACUUGCCAGAUGUGCAUGCCGAGAGUCGGGAGGGCGACGGCCGCGAGUUUGGAGGCGUUUUACCCAGCAGCCACGCGACGCGAGAAGGCCGAGAGACGCCUUCCCAGGAAGAACUUGUGCAUCUCCUCAUUCUGCAGCAACAAGAUCUCCCGCGAGACGACGACGCGGACAGACGCUGGUUUUCUGUCCAGCGGGACCCGUCGUCGCUCUUCUCCUCUGCAGAAGUAGAGGACGUCGACCUCACCGAACCUGUCGGACGCGUUGUCUUUGAGGACCUACAAGGCGCCAUGGAUUACCUCUUGGACACAGAAGAAGACAUCGAGAACCGCAUCGAACGCUACGGGAUGGAGCCGAAAGCCUUCAUGAGCGAGCAAGAUCGCCUCCUCGUUUGCUCUCCGGACUGCAUUGUGAAGGAGCCUCAGAGGCUGCGCGUUGAGCUGCAUGAAGCUCUUGCUCUUUUAGGCGUCACCUGGGCUGUGGGCUUUCCUCUAGCGUUUCUUCUCGGCGCAGCUUCGUCAUUUUGGGGUCAGAAGACUGCGGCUUUCUUGGACAUUGCAGUUCCCUACUUCUUCUCCAUCGUCUCUGGCUGGUUGACAGGUUUCCUCCGACAGCGGCCUGCAGCAGGAUUCUCUCUGCAGAACGAGUAG